AUGAAUAACAAUCAUUUCUUAAUGAAAAAUCCCAGAGUGGUGGCCGAUCAUUUCUCGAAUCUAUGUGAUGUUUUACCACCCACCUCACAAUCCACCAGUCAUUAUAUACCAAAUGAUUACCAGCAACCACCUACCCAAUUACAUAGUGGCAAUCCAUAUAUCUACCAACAACAACAGCAACAACAGCUACAACAACAACAACAACAACAAGAUUACCAUUUGGUAUAUCAAUCCUCUCAACCUCUAAAUUAUUACAAUAAUAAUUUGAUGAUGAAUCAACAACAACAACAGCAACAGCAACUACAACAACAACAACCAAUGUUAAAUGCAGCAUUAUCAUUGUCAUCUAUUCAUAAAGCAAGAUCUUCUCUCUCAAAUAUUCAUCAUCAAAAGUCAAUGUCAAUGUCCUCGGCUUCGACACCCAAGGUAUUUGCAACAACCGACUCGCUAAGCACCGGUGAAUUGAAUUCCGACACCAAUACCAAUGGUGGUACAAGUCCUUCAUUCUCAUCCGAUAACUCCUCACCCUCUUUAGAUCAACAACCAAGCUCACCAAUUGACUCUUCGCAUCCCAACAGUAGCAGUGGCUCUGUAGAACUCUACACUUUCACCGGGUCAUCCGAAAUGAAAUCAAACAAGCUGAGCAACUCUUCAUCAUGCGGUUCUAUUCCACUUCACUCUUCCAUUCCAGGUUUCAGUUUGAAUCACGGAUGUGACGCACAAGCCGACUACGACUCGCUAAGAGAGGCAUGGAAAAAGACAAAAGAUUUAUCACAAGAUUUGACCAAGAUUUCCAAGCAAGCUUCUAAAUCCGAAUUCACUUUGGUUGACUCUGUCAAUGCUCUACAGAAAGAGUAUGAGAAUCUCGGUAAUCUUCUUAAUUUCAUGAAUGAAAAAGCAAACAAUCUAAAGAAUGAUGAGAGAUUAAAGAAAAAGAAGAAGGAAUCCGAUAGAAAUGCUGAAAAGAGAAAAAAGAGAAGAGAAGCUACAAUGUUGCUUAAUAAUGUUUGCAAGAAUUGCAAUACAACUGAUACUCCGGAGUGGAGAAAAGGUCCAGAUGGUACCAAAUCAUUGUGCAAUGCCUGUGGUUUGCACUAUGCCAAGAAUCUAAAGAGAGAAACUAUGAACCAACCGAAUCCUGUUAUCCAACCAAAAGAGACCAUGAAGGUUCUCUCUAUUCUCAACUAG
Messenger RNA from Heterostelium album PN500, 1188 nucleotides. Its product is annotated as GATA-type transcription factor. The record is from RefSeq and is a predicted model, not a curated record. Lineage: Eukaryota; Evosea; Eumycetozoa; Acytosteliales; Acytosteliaceae. Gene Ontology annotation, molecular function: sequence-specific DNA binding; zinc ion binding. Gene Ontology annotation, biological process: regulation of DNA-templated transcription. The transcript has 3 exons. The coding region runs from base 1 to 1188 and encodes 395 amino acids.